Exophiala aquamarina CBS 119918 is the source of this 636-nucleotide messenger RNA. RefSeq lists its product as uncharacterized. The record is from RefSeq and is a predicted model, not a curated record. NCBI's taxonomy places the organism in Eukaryota, Fungi, Ascomycota, Eurotiomycetes, Chaetothyriales, Herpotrichiellaceae. The transcript has a single exon. The coding region runs from base 1 to 636 and encodes 211 amino acids.
AUGUCGUUUGAUCCUUCCAACUUACCUCCUGGCGUUGAGAUCCCGGGACAGAAGGCGCUCAUUGCUCACGCUGCAGUGAUGUGCAUCGCCUUUGUGCUGUUCAUUCCCAUUGCAGCACUUACGACACGAUCUCCACUAAAGCUGAAGGUCACAAAGCUUCACGCUCCUUGGCAGGUCGUCAAUGUCAUCCUUGCCAUUAUCGGCAUGGGCCUGGGAUCUUCAGUCGCAUCAACGCGGCACAUACCUAAAGGCGAAACACCACACGUCCUACUAGGCUACGUCCUGGUUGGUCUUCUGAUCGGCGUUCAACCGGUACUCGGUAUUCUUCAACACCUGUACUUUCGAAAGGCUGAACGUCGAGGUAUCUUUGGAUGGAUCCAUCUUCUCCUGGGUCGGGUCAUCUUGGUGUUGGGACUAGUCAACGGUGCCAGAGGCUUCAAGUUAGCUCACGACAACAAAACUGCACCAUACUUCGCGGUCCUGGGCAUAGUCUGCGCGUUCUAUGUUGGAGUGUUGCUGUGGGAUUGGCUUGCUCCUCGUUACAAAGCACGUAAAGCCGACGAGCAUCACACCCCCAAUCACAGCCUUGCAAAUGACGCGAUGGAAAUGAACUCGAAUGAAGAUGGAAGAAAAUGA